AGAUAAUUGUGCUACUGUCUGCAAUCCGACUAUAAGCAUAAAGAGCAGCCAGAUUUAGCUAGCGUCAGUGGAUACCGUUUCAUUUUGUGUACCCCAUUUUAGGAGGGGGUUUGUUGGUCUUUGGCUUGCAAGCUAGCUCAACGCUGGCUUCACUGACCAAACAUGCAGAAAUAUGAAAAGCUUGAAAAAAUUGGAGAGGGUACGUAUGGAACUGUUUUCAAAGCUAAAAACAGAGAAACGCAUGAAAUAGUGGCAUUAAAACGGGUCAGGCUGGACGACGACGACGAGGGGGUGCCAAGUUCUGCUUUAAGAGAAAUCUGUCUUCUGAAAGAACUAAAGCAUAAAAACAUUGUCAGAUUGCAUGACGUGUUGCACAGUGACAAGAAGUUAACAUUGGUUUUUGAAUAUUGUGAUCAGGAUUUGAAGAAAUAUUUUGACAGCUGUAAUGGAGAUCUAGAUCCUGAAACCGUGAAGUCGUUCAUGUACCAACUAUUGAAAGGCCUCGCAUUCUGUCACAGUCGAAACGUUCUUCAUAGAGAUCUGAAACCACAAAAUCUCCUCAUCAACAGAAAUGGGGAAUUGAAGCUUGCUGACUUUGGGCUGGCUCGAGCUUUUGGCAUUCCUGUGAGGUGUUACUCAGCAGAGGUUGUGACGCUUUGGUACCGACCUCCAGAUGUGUUGUUUGGUGCUAAACUUUAUUCUACCUCUAUUGACAUGUGGUCAGCUGGCUGCAUAUUUGCAGAGCUGGCUAAUGCUGGAAGGCCGUUAUUCCCUGGCAAUGAUGUGGAUGACCAGUUGAAAAGAAUCUUCAGAUUGUUGGGCACACCUACUGAGGAACAGUGGCCAACAAUGACAAAACUUCCUGAUUAUAAGCCAUAUCCCAUGUAUCCAGCCACCACCUCCCUUGUGAAUGUGGUUCCUAAACUAAGUAGCACAGGAAGGGAUCUACUGCAGAACCUGUUGAAGUGUAAUCCCGUUCAGAGGAUUUCAGCUGAAGAGGCCUUGCAGCACCCCUACUUUGCCGAUUUCUGCCCGCCCUAAAAUGCUAAAUUGCCUGUCACCGAGCCACAGCCGCAAGAAUCAAUCAUCCUUCACUCUGUUUGGUCAUUAGGAGCGAUUCUCAACAAGGCAAAUCCCUCACUGGGAUUCUGACACUCCCAUGCAGUUCAUUCUGUUGUGCCUCUGUGUGGAACAAAGCCCCAGCGGCUCUGCUAAGCUUUAGGGUCUUUUAAGUUAAAAGCCUGUUUUAAUUUGGUUCAAACAUCACUCCAAGUUAAUUGGCACCAAUGAGGGCGGGGUUGCAUUUAAUACACUUUAUAGUCAUACGUUUUCUUUUUUGCCUAUUUAAGUUAAAUUAGUAAAGCAACAAACUGUUUUCUUUAGUGUUCCGUCGUAAUCUAUGGUCAUAUAAUUUGGCGAGUUAACGUCAGAUGCCUGCCAAAGUGCUUGUACUUAGUGCAUCAGUCACUCACACGCCUUUGUUGAGAUGUAGUUUCUAUUCCUGAUGGUGUUUCAGUAGUUUUCUUUUUCUUUUUUUUUUUUUUU
Poecilia reticulata (guppy) is the source of this 1545-nucleotide messenger RNA. The record is from RefSeq and is a predicted model, not a curated record. NCBI's taxonomy places the organism in Eukaryota, Metazoa, Chordata, Actinopteri, Cyprinodontiformes, Poeciliidae.